Dissoconium aciculare CBS 342.82 is the source of this 528-nucleotide messenger RNA. RefSeq lists its product as uncharacterized. Bases 1 to 528 code for a protein of 175 amino acids. NCBI's taxonomy places the organism in Eukaryota, Fungi, Ascomycota, Dothideomycetes, Mycosphaerellales, Dissoconiaceae. The transcript has 3 exons. The record is from RefSeq and is a predicted model, not a curated record.
AUGUACAGGCGCAAAGCAAGAAAGACCAUACGUUUCAAGACCAUCUCGUACUCAACAGCUCCUCAAUCCCAAACUUGUGCCAAAGCUGAGCAGCGCCCCAAAGCCACCAAUCGGUGUCAGAGACGAUGCCAAGUGAUUAUUGCAGCUAUUCUGAUUGAGGAGAAUCAGGCCGAGUCAAUCAUCAUUGGCAGUGAUCGACUCUCGCGGACGCUCGCGCGACAGCAAGAAGGACCGGGAUCCGUCUCGGGAGCGCCGGCGAUCGGUCUCGCCAUCCUCUUCCCGACUCUCGUUCGCCUGACAAUCGUGAGAAACUUCCUGCGAAAGCUGGCCGCGUUGAACAAGAUCGCAGUACACGACGUAGAAGCUACUCAUCUAGCCGCUCAAGAUCUAUUAGUCACAGUCCGAUCGCCAAGGGAGCUCAUCCAACAGCCCGUGCAGAUCACGCAGGUUCAAGAAGAUCACGUUCUCCGGAACGAGAUCGACGAGCAAGAUCGGCAAGCAACAGUCGAAGUCCGCCUCCGCGAGUAA